GCUGUGUUGCGCCAGCUCCAGGCUGCCCGAGAAGAAGAAGUUACGGAAGUGGGGCUCCCAAACAGACUCCCGUUGGAAGAGAAGCCGCAGAUCUUCUUGUUCCUCCAUUAAACCAUCGACCCUCGGACUGACCGUGUCUCAGACAGACGAUGGGAACUCGAGACGACGAGUAUGACUAUUUGUUCAAAGUUGUCCUCAUCGGUGACUCUGGCGUUGGGAAGAGUAACCUGCUGUCCCGUUUCACCCGCAAUGAGUUCAACCUGGAGAGUAAGAGCACCAUCGGAGUGGAGUUCGCCACACGCAGCAUCCAAGUGGACGGCAAGACGGUGAAGGCCCAGAUCUGGGACACAGCUGGACAGGAGCGCUACCGGGCCAUCACAUCAGCGUACUACCGCGGGGCGGUGGGGGCUCUCCUGGUCUACGACAUCGCCAAACAUCUAACCUACGAGAACGUGGAGCGCUGGCUGAAGGAGCUGAGAGACCACGCCGACAGCAACAUCGUCAUCAUGCUGGUGGGAAACAAGAGCGACCUGCGUCACCUCCGGGCUGUUCCCACCGACGAGGCCCGAGCUUUCGCUGAGAAGAACGGUUUGUCUUUCCUGGAGACGUCGGCUCUGGACUCCACCAACGUCGAGACGGCCUUCCAGACCAUUCUGACAGAGAUCUACCGUAUCGUGUCUCAGAAGCAGAUGUCGGAGCGUCAGGAGAGCGACAUGUCUCCGAGCAACAACGUGGUCAACAUCCAGGUGCAGCCCACCGAGAACAAACCAAAGAUGCAGUGCUGUCAGAACAUCUAGCUCGGCCACGGCAGCCUGCUGCUACCCCCCCAACCCUCCCUCCCUCCCUCCCCUUCCUCCCGCCCCUGGCUCACCCCCCCCUCCCCUCCCUCAGAAAAUAGACUGCCUUGGCGUAUCGUGAGCUGCAGAGUUCAGGUCACAGCCUCGUAGCUGUGGCUCGUCCCUCCCACUCUGCACCUGCCUCCCCCACCUCCCCCUCCUCCCCCUGCCCUAGGUGAAUAUAUCCCAGUAUAAGAAGAAGUAACCGCGUGGGGUGGCCCCCCCAAGCAGAGCCCCUCUGUCUUUAGGUUUCUGCAGGACAGCAGGCAGCAAGCAUUUCAUAUCACUUUAGAUUUCAUUACUGUAGAUGCGCUGACAUGUCACAAAAAAGUCUUAAUAUAUGAAUGUGAUUAGUUUUCUUUUCUUUCCUCUUCGUUCUUCUGCUCCUGUUGAUUUCUCCUCUUUGUUCAGAUCUUUCUCUGUCUUGUAUCAUAUCUAAUAUUAGGUAUAUAUGAAUUUAAAGCACAUCAGAGUUGCUCUUCAGUGUAUCCCUAUAUACAAGCAUCUCCUCUGUCAUUUUAGCCCCCCCCCCCCUCUUUAGUGCAAUGUACUGUUUUGGAAACUCGUGGAUGUAUCGGGCACAGUGUAGACAUGUGCUCUGGUAGUAACAUGCCAUUGGAUCUGAUCGCUGUGAAUAUGACGCUAGUGAAACGUAGAAUCUUUUGCAUUUGUCGAGCUUCGGUUUGCGCCGCGGAAAGGUCGUGAGCCGGCGUGCGGCAGCGCUCACGCUCGUCAAACGUGGCGGUUGCUGUGUUUCCGGCGGUCGGUGGGUUGGGACCAGCUCUGCAUGUCUUUCACAGCUGGCGCUCUGCUGCAUGUUUUUAUAAACUGAAAGAUCUGGAAUCUGAACACGAUCCCUGUACAUUCAGAUGUUCCUGUCGUCCUUCUGUCAGUCUCCGUGUGGAAGGACGUUCUGAUUGAAGACACUAGACCGUCAGGCUUUCCUGCUCCAACAUAAGAGUAUGCAUUCUUUUUUCACACAUUUGACUACAACUAUGCAGAAACUAGCACAUGGAUGUUUGGAUCUUUUUUCUCUUAGUGCACUUCUUUAGCAAAUGAAGGAAUAAAAAAGCAAAAGAAUUCUCAUUUGACAUUCCUGUGAUACUCAAUAACACUAUAUUCAACAAGCUCCAGUAGUCUAGCAAGCUCUGCUUUGCAUGUGAACACAGAAGUGGAGUUGUGACGCACUGAGAACGUAGGAAAUGGUAAAUGUCACUAGGUUGGAUUUCAUGAGCGUAAAAUUGUCAAGAUCUUGCACUGAACCUUAAUAGUGGAUCUAGUAAACACGCUUUCUUGUCUAGGAUUAGAUUUUACUGCACAUGGAGAGUCUGGACCUCUGUAGUCAGAUUGGAGGCACCACUCUCAGAGACGGUGCCACUGUUCACAACCAAAACGUCGUUUAGAACUCGGGCUGAGUCUCCACAGUCUUUCCUGAAAUCUUCAUACGAAGGAAUUGAGGAAAAACUGGAGAUUGAGCCGCUUUCUCACAAACCUCUGGUCACAGUGCCUCCGAAAAACACACCUCAUCCACCCGCUAACAAGUCGCCGUCAUCCUGCCUCCUCCCUGACCAGUAGCCCAGCCCGUGUUGUCCCUGUCACAUAAAGCCUACAUACACCGAGCUGCCUCUGACUUCAACACAAUGCAUGGCUUUCUGUAUGACUGCAACUCCCACGUUGCAUCGCCUUAUGUAUCUAACAUUGUCAUUACUGUCCAUGAAAUCUGCGGAGGGUUUGGCUCAACCAGACGAUAGUCGUGUCCAUUCUGUCGAUCGACACCUGCCUCGCUAAUGACCCGCUCGUUAAAACUCCCGGAAGUGUGCUCUGUUGAAUUUCCAGGUUCUAGCCGUGUCAGUGUGUGGUGGUGUUCGCAGACGUGUACAAUGCCUGAACGUGGUGUGUGUGUGUGUAGAGGCGGAGGGUAGACCGGUAGCUCUGGGGCGUUUGAGCCCGGCUGGCAGUGCCAAUGGCGUUUCUUCGAACAGACGGUGCCGCCGGCCGAGCCGCUCCAGACUCACCAGCUGGUGAAUCUGUGGACAAAGUGAUUCCUUUCUUCUGAACAUGAUUCCUGAUCCUGUUUCAUGUACCUCCAUUGUUCUGUGUUUUUUUAAGAAGUGUGUUUUGAUUAUUAUUUUUUUUUUUUACUAUAUUCUAUAACUGACUGUAAUUCCAGUGUAAACACGUACGAGGGAAAUGACGUCAUUUCAAUGAAUCUGGAAGGUUAAAUGUGAGGGGGGUCAAGAGGAAUGGUUUUAUGUUCUGUACAGAUUGAUAAAUUGUACAAUUGUGUCUAUAUCUUAAGUUAUCAGUUCAUCUUAAUAAAGCGCACCAGUCAUAAACCUUUA
Paralichthys olivaceus (Japanese flounder) is the source of this 3178-nucleotide messenger RNA. It is a transcript of the gene rab11a, whose product is annotated as RAB11a, member RAS oncogene family. Gene Ontology annotation, cellular component: postsynaptic recycling endosome; Golgi apparatus; transport vesicle. Gene Ontology annotation, molecular function: GTPase activity; GTP binding. Gene Ontology annotation, biological process: melanosome transport; exocytosis; neurotransmitter receptor transport, endosome to postsynaptic membrane. The record is from RefSeq and is a predicted model, not a curated record. Lineage: Eukaryota; Metazoa; Chordata; Actinopteri; Pleuronectiformes; Paralichthyidae.